Messenger RNA from Rhododendron vialii, 1414 nucleotides. Its product is annotated as serpin-ZX-like. The transcript is spliced from 3 exons. The coding region runs from base 242 to 988 and encodes 248 amino acids. Gene Ontology annotation, molecular function: serine-type endopeptidase inhibitor activity. The record is from RefSeq and is a predicted model, not a curated record. NCBI's taxonomy places the organism in Eukaryota, Viridiplantae, Streptophyta, Magnoliopsida, Ericales, Ericaceae.
CUCCAGCUCUAAACGGAAGAAGCAAAUCAAGGUCAAGAUCAUAAGAAUGGAGUUCUGCACGCGGCUUGCAAAUCAGUUGAUGCUGAAGAAGGUCGAAGAACACGAGGAGAAAAACUCGUCGGUGUCUCUGGUCUCGAUCAACGCCGUCCUGAACAUGGUGGCUGCUGGAUUCUAAGGGCGCCACUUUGGACCACUUUUUUGCCCUUCUAGGGUCAAAGAGAUCAACUCGGAGUCUGCCAAGAUGAUGGCGGUGGCAGCAGAUGUUGAACUUAAUUCCGCCAACAAGGGCACGGGGGACAAUGAUGAUAUUGGUCCAGUUUUGGCCAUGGUCAAUGGAGCUUGGUUUGAUCGAAGGUUUCCUCUGAAAUCUUCUUACGGCGAGGAGAUUCUCAAGGGGAUCUUCAAUUGCGAAGCCAAAACUGUUCAUUUUGCAACUCAGGCUGAGCAAGUGAGAGAGGAAAUUAACGCAUGGGCUGAGGCCGCAUCAAGAGGGCUAAUCAAAGACUUUCUCGAGCCAGGUUCCCCAAAUCCAGGAGCAGCACUCGUCCUGAUAAAUGGGCUCUAUUUCAAAGGAAAUUGGGAUUGUGAUUACAAGUUCGACUCGGAGCUCACCAAGAAAAGAGAUUUUUAUCUUCUUAACGGAGACAUGGUUUCGGCCCCGUUCAUGACCAGCUACCGCGCAAGUCAUUAUUGCGAGUCGUUUGACGGUUUCAAGGUCCUUGAAAUCCUGUACGAAAACGGAGAACUCAGUAGAAGCAGGCAAUUCUCGAUGUACUUUUUCCUCCCAGAUGAACGAGAUGGGUUGCCAGAUCUCCUCAAGAAGCUCAUCUCAAACCCCGGGAAGUACUUCAACUUGUCCCAGGUCGAGCUUGACAAAUUUUGGAUCCCAAAGUUUAAAUUCUCGUACGGUUUUGAUGUUCUCAAGGCCAUGCAGGACAUGGGAACACCGUUGUCUUUUCUGACAGAUCCGGAGGACUGUCGGAUAUGAUGCAUGUCCCCGAGGAUGUCGACGACUUUGAGCCGAAAAUGAUUCAAAAGGCCUUUAUCGAGAUAGACGAGGAAGGGACGGAGGCUGCAGCUAUUACGGAGUUUGAAGAUGUAGUGGGAUGUUCGAUGUACUACAAGCCGAAAAGGUUGAUUAGUUUUGUUGCUGAUCACCCUUUCGUGUUCAUGCUCAAGGAAGGCUCCUUAGGACAGGAUUUUUUCACUGGAGCAGUGCUUAAUCCGCGCCAAAGUGGUUGACUUGUCUUUCCUGUGCUAAAUCAUCAUAUGGUUUUUUUUUUGUUUUUGUUUUUUGUUUUCUUCCACCCUCUUAUUGAAAGGCCCUGGAAAUUUUAGAAGCCUACUUUCGGGAAUUAGAUAGUUUGUGACGUAUUUCUUUAUGGGGUUAAUCUUACUUUGUUUGGACGGUCAA